UUCUUUUACCUCCUGAAGCACUCCCAGUCAUUUUCCCCCCAACUCAAAGAAAAGCAAGCUCAAUCCUCCACAGAUCCAGCAGUAGUCAAGCAAUCUAACCUUCACACCCACAAAAUCGAAAUCUCCUGCCUCAGAUCCACCCAAAUCAGUCAAAGAUGUCUCUCUGUUGGCCCCCAUUUGAGCAGAUCUAAUCCUCCAAAAAUCCCCUCUCCAUCUACUAGCUUGUGAUCUACUAGCUCUGAAAAUUCACGGGUCCUCCUGUUAAUCAAGCUGUUGAUUCUCUGCUGCAUCCAUAUUACGUUUCACUCCAUCGAGUGAAUCCUACUGCUGGCCCAAGGCUCUUCUGCUCUCUUCUCUUUGAGUGGAACAAAUAGACAUACACUGAAAAGCUUCUGCACUUAUUUGGGAAAAGAGAACGAAAGGCAGUGGUAUCAAUAAUCAUUUACAGUUUAAUCCAGACAAGGAGGAAAUUAAUUAAGAAGAUUAACCAUGUCACUAGAAGAAGAGCGCAGUUGGAUGUAUAGUGGGUGGAGUGAUGACGGACGACACUCUCAGGAGUGGAUGCGCAACACAAAUAAUUUUUUGGCUCAUGCUUUUCAAGGUGUUCGUAAUGCUAAGUUUGGAAUUCCCUGUCCUUGCUCAAAAUGUCGCAAUGGAGUCAGGCGAACAAAAAAUUUAAUGACCACUCAUCUUUGUCAACGGGGGUUCAUGCCUGGCUAUUUUAGAUGGACUGAACAUGGGGAAAGACAUGUUGGGGUGUCUAGAAUAGAGGAGACUUAUAGUGCCGCUGACCGCUUAGAUGACAUGUUGGGUGACUUUGGGGAUGCAGUUCAUAUUGAUAAUAUAGAUGAGGAGCCCACUGCAGAUGCAAAAGCGUUCUAUUCCAUGUUGUCAGCCGCACAAGAUCCGGUUCACAAUUUAACUUUAGUAUCACGUUUAACUGCAGUAACACGUUUGAUGGGCAUUAAGUCACAGCAUAAUCUAUCUGCAGAAUGCAUAAAUAAUAUACUUAGCUUGUUUGGAGAUGUUCUGCCACAAGGACAUAUCAUGCCAUCUACAUUAUAUGAGUGUAUGUGUCUUUUAAAAGGACUCAAAAUGCCAUAUGUGAAGAUUGAUGCUUGCUAUAAUAAUUGUAUGCUGUACUAUAAGGAGAACAGUGACAAAGAGUACUGUGAUUUCUGUGGGGAACCUCGGUAUGAAAUUGUUCAAGAGGAAAACACAGGUAGAAAGUGUAAACCAAUUCCACGAAAAGUUUUACGUUACCUCCCAUUUAUACCAAGAUUGCAAAGGAUGUACAUGGAGCCGGAAACUGCAAAGCAUAUGCAGUUUCGUAAGGAAGGGAAACGCGUUAAUCCAGGACUUAUGGUGCAUCCAUCUGAUGGUGAGGCAUGGAAAGAAUUUGAUAAGAUCUUUGCUAACUUUACAAUGGAUGCACGUAAUGUUCGUGUUGUAUUAGCUACAGAUGGCUUCAAUCCAUUUAGUUUUGGAGCUACACAAUAUUCUUGUUGGCCAGUUUUUGUGGCACCUUUGAACUUACCUCCGUCUCUCUGUUUAAAACCAGAAAAUAUAUUUCUUAGUCUAGUGAUCCCUGGACCAAAGCAUCCUGGCAAGAACAUGAACGUUUUCAUGAGACCACUAGUUGAUGAGUUAAAGGAGGCAUGGCAAGGGGUACAGACUUAUGAUAGCUCUCUCAAGAAAAAUUUCAACAUGAGGGUGACCUAUUUUUUCUCUGUACAUGACCAUCCUGCAUUAGGCAUGUUUUCUGGAUGGUCUACACAUGGUAGCUUGGCUUGUCAAGAAUGUAUGGGGGAUAUUCAUACAAUUUGGCUAGACAAAGGGCACAAGUAUAGCUGGUUUGAUUGUCAUAGAAGAUUUCUUCCCCUUGACCAUGAGUUUAGGGAGCAGCAUAAUACAUUUCAAAAAGAGACAACAGUGCAUGACAUGCCUCCACAUAGGUUAAAUGGGGAAGAGGUGCUAGCAUAUAUGAAUAAUAUCAAAGAAAACUCAUUUGAGGGUUAUGGCGAGACACACAAUUGGACACACAUUCCUAUCUUGUGGGAGCUGCCAUAUUUCCCUAAACUUUUGCUUCGACAUAACAUCGACGUCAUGCAUAAUGAGAAAAAUGUUGCUGAAGCAAUUUUUAAUACAUGCCUUGAUAUUCCCAAUAAGACUAAGGACAAUAUCAAAGCUCGCCUUGACCAAGCUGAAAUAUGCAAUAGAAGUCAUCUAAACCUUGUAGAAAAACCAAAUAACAAGUGGGAGAAGCCUAUUGCAUCAUUUUGCUUAACAAGGGCCCAAAAGAAGGAUGUAAUGAAAUGGUUUAUGGAGCUCAAAUUUCCAGAUGGGUAUGCAGCCAACAUAAGGAGAGGGGUUAACAUUGAGCAAUUAAAAAUACAUGGUCUCAAAAUUCAUGACUACCAUAUAUUUCUUGAGCGGCUAUUGCCUGUUAUGCUUCGAGGGUUUGUACAUAAUGAUGUUUGGGAGGUAUUAGCCGAGCUAAGUUAUUUUUAUAGAUUGCUUUGUUCCAAAGAAAUAGAUCCUGUCCAGAUGCUGAAAUUGGAGGCAGACAUUCCUGUCAUAAUUUGCAAAUUAGAGAAAAUUUUUCCCCCAGGGUUCUUUAAUCCAAUGGAACAUCUAAUGAUACACCUUCCUUAUCAAGCAAGAAUCGGAGGUCCUGUUCAAUAUCGUUGGAUGUAUAAUUAUGAGAGGUUCAUAAAAAAGGUUAGACAAAAAGUUCGCAAUAAGGCACGUGUUGAAGGAUCAAUUGUUGAGUCCUAUCUUGUUGACGAAAUUUCAAGCUUCACUUCCCUGUACCUUCCUGAAACUAUAUCUAACUCACGAAAUCGACCUCACCGCUAUGCUCAACAUUCUGUUAUGAGCACAAGUAGCCUAAGCUUAUUCCAAGUUAGGGGAUGGAAGGUUGGAAGAGGGAUAUCUAGAGUGUUAACUAUGGAAGAAUACAAGACAACAAUGAUAUAUAUUUUGACAAACAUGGUUGAAAUGGAUGAGAUUAUGAAAAAAUUUGAACGUGAACAAUGGAGGCGCUCGAGACCACCAAAUCAAAAGGAAUUAGAUAGAUUAAGGCGAGAUGGAGGUGGUAAUAAUAAACCCAGCUUGCUGGAUUGGUUCAAAACUUUGUGCAUCAAGGAUGCAAGCAUAUGUAAUGAAUUGCGCCACAUUUCACGAGGAUGUAGCUUAAAAGUUAAGUCAUAUGACAUGUAUGAAGUUAAUGGGUACAGAUUUCGAUCUGAGAAGUAUGAAAAAUCUAGGGGGAAGCUUGCUACUAUUAAUACCGGGGUACUUGCUAUGGGAGUUGACGAUAUUACUAAUGAUGAGCUUGAGUAUUAUGGUUUUAUCAAGGACAUUAUAGAGCUCAAAUUUGAUGGUGAUAAUGAGUUUUCUCUUGUGUUGUUUGAGUGCCAUUGGUUCCACCCAACUGAUGGAGUGAGACACUUGAACAGAUUUGGAUUAGUCGAGGUAGCACAUGCAUCAUCCAAUCCUACCAAUGAGCCUUUUGUUCUUGCUAACCAAGUAACCCAAGUUUAUUAUGUUCCAUAUGCAUGCACUUCUGAUGAAACUCUUAAUGCAUGGUGGGUUGCCUACAAGGUGGCACCUCUAGGUAGUGUACCAACUCCCUCAAUGGAUGAUUACAGCGAUGCACCUCAAACAACUAUAGAUGUCUUUUAAGAAGAUGGUCUGCAAGGUGACUUAUUUGUACAACUAGGAUUUGGCCUUGAUAACAUUGCACCUCGAGGUUCAGAUGAGGUUGAUGACCCAGAUGAUUUGUUUGUCCUAACGAAUCAAGAACAUUCUGGUAGUAUAGGGCAUGAUCAUCCAUCUGAUGAAGACGAAGAAAACAUGUCUGAUACAGAAUCAUGUCCUGAAAUAUAUGUUGAAAAUUACCAUGAAGACAUUGAUGAUUUGUAAUUUUAUAUUUUAGUAUUGGUAUUAUAAAUAUAUAUUGUGAGUGCAUUCAAUUCACCAAACAAUCCUCCCUUUCCUUAUUUAUAACUUUGCAAUUUACAAUAUUGUCUAAUUCUCAUAUAU
Oryza brachyantha (malo sina) is the source of this 4047-nucleotide messenger RNA. RefSeq lists its product as uncharacterized. Bases 490 to 3687 code for a protein of 1065 amino acids. The record is from RefSeq and is a predicted model, not a curated record. Gene Ontology annotation, biological process: transposition. NCBI's taxonomy places the organism in Eukaryota, Viridiplantae, Streptophyta, Magnoliopsida, Poales, Poaceae. The transcript is spliced from 6 exons.